Messenger RNA from Chinchilla lanigera (long-tailed chinchilla), 2253 nucleotides. Its product is annotated as lanosterol 14-alpha demethylase. Lineage: Eukaryota; Metazoa; Chordata; Mammalia; Rodentia; Chinchillidae. The coding region runs from base 118 to 1629 and encodes 503 amino acids. The record is from RefSeq and is a predicted model, not a curated record. The transcript is spliced from 10 exons. Gene Ontology annotation, molecular function: oxidoreductase activity, acting on paired donors, with incorporation or reduction of molecular oxygen; heme binding; iron ion binding.
CCGGGCGCGCGGGAGGCUCUUCUCGUCCGUCCGCCGGUGUCUCCCUCUCCGUCUCUUCCGAGCGCGGGCUGCGACGCGGCCUCCAGGGUGUCCCGGGAGGGACCGGGCGGCGACGGCAUGGCGCUGCUGGGCUUGCUGCAGGCGGGCGGGUCGAUGCUGGGACAGGCGGUGGAGCAGGUGACGGGCGGCAGCCUGCUGUCCACGCUGCUGGUGGCCUGCGCCUUCACGCUCAGCCUGGCCUACCUGUUCCGCGUCGCCGUGGGCCAGCUGGCGCACCUGCCGGCCGGAGCGAAAACUCCACCAUAUAUUUUCUCUCCAGUUCCAUUCCUUGGGCAUGCUGUAGCAUUUGGGAAAAAUCCAAUUGAGUUCCUAGAGAAUGCAUAUGAGAAGUAUGGACCUGUAUUUAGUUUUACCAUGGUGGGCAAGACAUUUACUUACCUUCUGGGGAGUGAUGCUGCUGCAUUGCUUUUUAAUAGUAAAAAUGAAGACCUGAAUGCAGAAGAUGUCUACAGUCGUCUCACAACACCUGUGUUUGGGAAGGGAGUUGCAUAUGAUGUGCCAAAUGCAAUUUUCUUGGAGCAGAAGAAAAUAUUAAAAAGUGGCCUUAACAUAGCCCACUUUAAACAGUAUGUUUCCAUAAUUGAAGAAGAAACAAAGGAAUACUUUAAAAGUUGGGGAGAAAAUGGAGAAAAAAAUUUAUUUGAAGCUCUUUCUGAGCUCAUAAUUUUAACAGCUAGCCAUUGUUUGCACGGAAAAGAAAUCAGAAGUCAACUCAAUGAGCAGGUGGCACAGCUGUAUGCAGAUCUGGAUGGAGGUUUUAGCCAUGCAGCCUGGCUGCUGCCAGGUUGGCUGCCUCUGCCUAGCUUCAGGCGCAGGGAUAGAGCUCAUCAGAAGAUCAAGAAUAUUUUCUAUAAGGCAAUCCAGAAGCGUAGGCAAUCAAAAGAAAAAAUUGAUGAUAUUCUCCAAACCUUACUAGAGUCUACAUACAAAGAUGGCCGUCCUUUGACAGAUGAUGAAAUAGCAGGGAUGCUUAUAGGACUGCUCUUGGCAGGGCAGCACACAUCCUCAACCACCAGUGCCUGGAUGGGCUUCUUUUUGGCCAGAGACAAAACGCUACAAGAAAAAUGUUAUUUAGAACAGAAAACAGUCUGUGGAGAAGACCUGCCUCCUUUAACUUAUGACCAGCUCAAGGAUCUAAAUGUCCUUGAUCGCUGCAUAAAAGAAACAUUAAGACUUCGACCUCCUAUAAUGACCAUGAUGAGAAUGGCCAGAACUCCUCAGACUGUGGCAGGGUACACCAUUCCUCCGGGGCAUCAGGUGUGCGUUUCUCCCACUGUCAACCAGAGACUUAAAGACUCCUGGGUAGAGCGUCUGGACUUUAACCCUGAUCGCUACUUACGUGAUAACCCAGCGUCAGGAGAGAAGUUUGCCUAUGUGCCAUUUGGAGCUGGACGUCAUCGUUGCAUUGGGGAAAAUUUUGCUUACGUUCAAAUUAAGACAAUUUGGUCCACCCUGUUUCGUUUGUAUGAAUUUGAUCUCGUGGAUGGAUAUUUUCCUGCUGUGAAUUAUACAACUAUGAUCCACACCCCUGCAAACCCCAUUAUCCAUUACAAACGGAGGGCAAAAUGAAGAGCGCCUCAGUGAACUAAUGGGACGUCAGUGUAAGCUGCAAAUGCAUCUGGGGAGAAUGAAGUGUGUGAAGCAACACAACAGUGCUGUGUUUUAAAAUUCUAAAAGCGAGUUUAAUUUAUGAUUUUAAUGUUUUGCUAACUGACCUAUCAAAUAUGGUGGUAUUUGAAACAGUUUAUAAUAGUUUUGAUACUUAGGUGUGCUUUAAAGAAGCCAAGUUUAUUAGUAAAAGGAAUUGUUCAGGGUGAAUCUAGGUAGUUGGCGGAUUCUAAGUAAUACACCUUUUGGGUACUAAUUUUAAAAGCAUGCAGAACUUUUGGCAAAUAAGUUCAGGAGAGUCAGGUCUGGGACCACUUCUGCGAGGUGUAAAAAGACCAGGAAUACUUGGAAGAUGACAUGUUACUCAUUUUCCUUGGUAACUUUCGUAAGUAAGUAUGGGAAGGUAGGGAAUCAACUUGUAGUGAAAGCCUUGGAUCAAAAAUAGUUAAUUGUUUCGGUAUGAAGAUCAUUACCAGUGAUGGAACUAUAAUGUAGAAAAAUAAACUGAAUUUUAACUGGAAGCACUUAUUGUAGGAAGUUGAGAGAUCUAGGUUUGUGCCUUGAUAGUAUUUCCUAAAAAAUAAA